CGUAAGUUCAUCGGGCUGUACGCUACUGGUACGGUCCAUCUUCUACCUCUCACUUAGAAAUUCUAUACGGAGGAGGUAGUAAGGGAGUAGACGCCAUGGCUGCGCGGUUUCUGUGGCGUGCCCAGACGAAGCUGCUAUUUGGAGCCACCGCCGUUGGUGGCGGAGCUGCCGCCGCGGCUGUUGCCAAUUCCGACGACCCCGCUACCGCCCUCAAGCUUUGCACCCUUGUUCCCCUUCGCCUCUACCGCGAUUCCGUCACCGCCGCUGCCAUAGCUUUCGAUUACGAGUAUUCUCUCUGGGGACUACCAGAAGGUAGUGCAGAAAGACAAAAAGUCAAACAUGAAGUUCAUUUGAGGAGUGCACGUAGACUUGAAGAACUUUGUUUUAAAAACGGUGGAAUAUAUAUAAAAUUUGGUCAACAUCUUGGUCAGCUGGAGUACUUAGUACCUGAUGAAUAUGUUCACAUAAUGAGGGAAUCCAUGCUAAAUAGAUGUCCUCAAUCAUCUUAUGAACAAGUUUGUGAAGUUGUCAGCAAAGAACUUGGAGGAACACCUGAUCAAAUAUUUAAAGAGUUUGAUCCUGUACCAAUUGCAAGCGCUUCUCUUGCUCAAGUACAUAUUGCUCACACACAUGAUGGGCAAAAAGUUGCUGUGAAGGUUCAGCACACCCACAUGACAGAUACUGCUGCUGCUGAUUAUGCUACUGUGGGGUUAGUUGUGAACACAUUGCAUCGGUUUUUCCCUGAUGUUGAUUACAGGUGGUUGGUUGAUGAAGUUCGUGAAAGUGUACCUAAGGAACUAGAUUUCUUGGUUGAGGCCAAAAACAGCGUAAAAUGUAUGGAUAACUUUCGGAAGCUAUCUCCUCAUAUUGCAGAUUAUGUUUAUGCCCCUAGGGUAUAUUGGACUUUAAGUACCUCAAAGUUGUUAACCAUGGAAUUUAUGGAUGCUGCACAAAUAAAUGAUGUGAAGACCAUUCAAACUCUUGGAAUCCGGCCAAGUGAUGUUGCAAAAUUAGUUAGUCAGGCUUUUGCUGAAAUGAUGUUCAAACAUGGAUUUGUGCACUGUGAUCCCCAUGCUGCCAACAUGUUAGUUCGCCCCAUGCCAUCUGGCCAAAGGACCCUUUUUGGAAAGAGAAAGCCACAAUUGAUACUUUUAGACCAUGGCUUAUACAAAGAACUUGAUUCCUCUACAAGAAUGAGCUAUGCUGCACUCUGGAAGGCAUUGGUAAGUUCUGAUGCCAAAGGUAUUAAGGAAAAUAGUGUAAAACUGGGUGCGGGCGAGGAUCUUUAUGUAUUGUUUGCUGGGAUUCUUACAAUGAGACCUUGGAAUAAAGUUGUAGACCCUUCUGUUGAUCAUUUGGUGAUCCAAGGCACAGAUAACGAGCGUUCUGAACUCCAGAUGUAUGCUUCUGCAUACCUCCCUCAAAUUACUGAGCUACUCAGGAGAUUGCCUCGUGUUAUUCUUUUAAUGCUGAAGACAAAUGACUGUCUACGAGCAGUUAAUAGGACCUUGGUCCAAGGUUCCUCUCUCGAGUCAUUUUAUAUCAUUGGGAAAGUUUCUUCUGAGGCAGUUCUUGACUCAGUGUGGGAGAAGAGGUCGUUAUUAUCUUGGAUCAACUUCUGGUUGCAGAAAAUAUUGUUAGAAGCCCGGCUUUGUGGAAUGCAACUUGCUGUGUGGCUUUUGCAGCUUCAGAAAGUUUUGACAAUUGGAAAUCACUAACCACCUUGAGCAGUGGUUAGUCUGAAAUUACGUGACAUUUUUGCCGCAGGCAUAGGUGUUCUUUGUCUCAGGAACCAUCCCUUGCAGUCUUAAUAAUAAUUUGAAAAUAGAGCUUCAAAUCUGGCGAUUCUUUAUGAAUCAGAUGCAUGAAAGACUGCAUCCGACAGAGGCUCCUUGCCCAUUAGGUACAAUUCUUUAACUAUACCGAAUAUAAACAUUAUUUCACAGUGAUUCCUUCCCGAUUAGAUACGAUUCUUUCACUGUCCCGAGUACAAGCAUUAUUCCAGUGGGAGUAUUUGAUUGCGUUGUGAUCUCCUCAGUUGAUUGAUUUUAAACAUUUUUUUACAGUUUAUUAAAGAGAAAUAGUGAUUAUGAUACAGAGUAUUUAUUAUUCAUUAGAAUUGAGACAUGUCAGGGAGAGGGUGUAACUCAUUACUACUACAACAAAAAUCAAACCAAACAUGAACAUCCAUGAUUGUUACUUGUUAGCAUGGGGGGCCCAUAUGGGCUACUGCA
Messenger RNA from Ipomoea triloba (trilobed morning glory), 2234 nucleotides. Its product is annotated as putative ABC1 protein At2g40090. Gene Ontology annotation, cellular component: mitochondrial inner membrane. The record is from RefSeq and is a predicted model, not a curated record. Gene Ontology annotation, biological process: mitochondrion organization; lipid homeostasis. The transcript is spliced from 12 exons. Bases 96 to 1718 code for a protein of 540 amino acids. NCBI's taxonomy places the organism in Eukaryota, Viridiplantae, Streptophyta, Magnoliopsida, Solanales, Convolvulaceae.